AUGACUCAAUCCAACCCCCCGAAACGCAUCUGGGCUUCUCUAAUAACCAACCUCGACUACCUCCCCGGCCUCCUCACACUCUCCCACUCCCUCCGCACCAGCAAUACCGCCUACCCAUUCGUCGCAUUCUACACCUCCUCCUUCCCCACCGAAGGCCUAGCGGCCCUGCACGCGCGCGGCAUCGAGACACAACACGUCCCGAACCUCCAGCCUGGAAACAGUAGCAGGGUGUAUUCGCAUGAUCCACGGUUCGCGGAGACGUGGACGAAGCUGGUUGUGUUUUCGUUGACGCAGUAUGAGCGCGUCGUUCUGCUCGAUGGGGAUAUGUUGGUGAGGAGGAAUAUGGAUGAGUUGAUGGAUUUGGAGUUGGAUGGUGCAGGGGAGGGUGAAGGGACGAGGGUCUUUGCAGCUAGUCAUGCUUGCGCGUGUAAUCCGUUGAAGAAGGAGCAUUAUCCAGAGUCUUGGAUACCCGCCAACUGCGCCUUCACGACGCAACACACCAACCCCACACACGCCCAAACCCACGGCGCGCCCUCCUCGACCGGCGUCGGAAUGCUAAACAGCGGCCUCCUAGUCGCCGUCCCCUCGCCACACACAUUCUCCCUCAUCACCGAAACCAUGAACACGCCCUCGCGGACCGACCACUACGACUUCCCAGACCAGGAGCUCCUCUCGGACGUAUUCCGUGGCCGAUGGGUGGCGCUGCCGUACGUGUAUAACGCGCUGAAGACGCUGCGGUGGGAAGGCGUGCACGAUGCGAUAUGGCGGGAUGAGAGCGUCAAGAACGUGCAUUACAUUUUCGCGAAGAAGCCGUGGCAUGAGAAUCCUGCGGACGAGAUGGAUGAGACGCAUCGGUGGUGGUGGAGGGCGAAUUUGGAGAGGCAGGAGAGGGAGAGGGAGGGGGGGAUUAUGGAUGGGUUUUAA
Messenger RNA from Aspergillus melleus, 924 nucleotides. RefSeq names its product glycosyltransferase family 8 protein. Lineage: Eukaryota; Fungi; Ascomycota; Eurotiomycetes; Eurotiales; Aspergillaceae. Bases 1 to 924 code for a protein of 307 amino acids. The record is from RefSeq and is a predicted model, not a curated record. The transcript is spliced from 3 exons. Gene Ontology annotation, molecular function: glycosyltransferase activity.